AUGACAUGUGAACAUAUUGGUUGUUCUUCAAAUAAAUUCUCAAUGUGUAAAAAUCAUUGUAGAAAAUAUGUUUGUUUGGAACAUUUGAUUGAACAUGGUGAUAUAUUUAUACAUGAUUUUUCCAAUUUAAUCGAUCAUCUAGAUAAAUCGACAAGUAAUUUAACAGAAGAAGCAAAUAAUGCGACAGCACAGAUCAUUGAGCGUCGUCAACGUGAACUUGAUCGUAUCAAUCGAAUGUAUGAUGAAGAAGAAGAAGAAAUUCGAAAACGUCUUACAUUUGCUGAAGCUGCAAAUAAUUUAUUAAACGAUAAACAAAAUCAAUUAACUAUUUCCAGACAACAAGAUGAAUGUCAUGUUGAACAACAUGAUUUAGAACAAUUAAAAUUCUAUGCUAUUGAAAUAAAAAAGUCUUUCGUUAAAAAAGAAGAAAAACCAAUUACAAUUUGUAAAAUAGAAGAUAAUAUUCGUAAAACUUAUGUAUGUCCAUUAACUCGACCGAAUGUUUUUGGUAUUAAAUCUGAACAUAAUAUUCGUCUUGAUUGUGAUGGAUCAACCUAUAUGAAAUAUUAUUUAACUAAACAUUUCGAAUAUUAUCAUCGAAUGUUACCUACAUGUGCAAUUCGAUUACGAGAUGCUGUUAUUAAUGAUCAAUUGUCACAAGAAACAAAAUUAUUUUCUGAUAAUGAAAUAAUUCUUAAUCAAGAGUAUCAUUUUGAUUGUCCACUGACAGAUUCCAAAAAUAUUUUUGGAGCCCGGUCAACAAUAUCAACAUUAAUGCAUAUACCAUGUACUAAAAAACAAAUAACAUUUCCAUCAAUGAUAAAUCAUUUACGUUUAUAUCAUAAAAUGAAAUCGGAUGUUGCAAGAAAAAUAGUAGAAGCACUGAAAAAUAAAUCUCUACAUUCUGAUCUUAUUCUUUUUAAUAAGAAUCAACAUCUCGGAACCGGUUCGAAAAAAAAAUAG
Messenger RNA from Adineta steineri, 963 nucleotides. Lineage: Eukaryota; Metazoa; Rotifera; Eurotatoria; Adinetida; Adinetidae. The record is from the annotation of a GenBank genome assembly.